Cylicocyclus nassatus is the source of this 321-nucleotide messenger RNA. NCBI's taxonomy places the organism in Eukaryota, Metazoa, Nematoda, Chromadorea, Rhabditida, Strongylidae. The record is from the annotation of a GenBank genome assembly.
AUGUUACUUCUGGACAGACUGAAAUUGUCAGUGAUGAGCACUUGGGACAUCUACAAAGCUGAAGAGUUUGGACCAAUGAGCGUAGUUGACCAGCCUUGGGAAGAAAACUUGUAUGCAGCAGCUCAAGUCAUGAGAGUUGGAAGCCAAGUGCCACCUGUGCUGAACCCUGAUCUAUAGAGCGAAGACAACAACGAAGGAGAGGAUAUCGGACUUACCAACCAGAAACAAAGACAGGGGAGUGGCAUGGUUGUCCCAGAAGCUAAGGAAAGCGUAAUGGUGAUAUGCAUAUUUCUGCAAAGCGACAAGCAGGCAGCCCAAUAA